UCCUAACCACGUACGUAAUGAGUAAUUCUUUUAACUUUAUUUAAAUUUUGUUACAUAUAGCAUGAUUUUUUGCUCACCCGUAGUUAUUACAAGUGUUGGCUGCAUUAAAAAAAUCAAAAUUUUAUGUAUACUAAAUUCAAGUUUCAAACAAAAACCAAUAUUAGAAUCCGUUUGAAACUAAGAUUGUGAAUUCAUGAAGUAGUGACUUUUAACUCCUACACCCAACUUAAUUUAAUGGAGAACAGUGGAGAAAGUGGAGAAGAUAGUGGAUCAUUAAGUACUUCUGCAUUUCUUGAUGGAAGUAGUAUUACUACUUCAUACAUGAAUAUUCAUUCUGAUGAGAUGGAAGAUGAUCCAGAAAAUACAGAUGAGUCCAAUCACGGUCAUGCCGAUCCUCUACAAGGAGUAAAUAUAAGCUCCUCUGGUCCUUUAAGAGAACAAGAUCGAUUUCUUCCAAUUGCUAAUGUAGCAAAAAUAAUGAAACGUGCAAUUCCAGAAGCAGGAAAAAUUGCUAAAGAUGCUCGAGAAUGUGUGCAAGAAUGUGUAUCUGAAUUUAUCUCAUUUAUUACAUCCGAAUCUAGUGAUCGCUGUCAUAUGGAAAAGAGAAAAACUAUAAAUGGUGAAGAUAUUCUCUUUGCAAUGACUACUCUUGGAUUUGACAACUAUGUUGAACCAUUGAAAAUUUAUUUGCAAAAAUAUAGAGAGGCAACAAAAGGUGACAGCCCUUCAACUAAUACUCACAUAAAUACUGUCAAUGAAAAUAGAAAAGAAGAUAAUGCUCACUCUACUACUAUUUACGAGGAUCAAAUAUUUACGAUCGCAGCAACAGGAGAUGCUUCCACAUCAGAAGCACCUAUCAUAUAUAGUUAUUCUACAUCGGAUCAAAUGCAAUUUCAAUUACCAUAAAAUUAAAUUAUUGGUAAACAACUGUCAAAACUUCCCAUGCUCUAUUUGUUUGAUUGUGUAGCUUUAUAACCUUUCCAUUAAACAAUUAUACAAUUGUUUUA
Messenger RNA from Copidosoma floridanum, 1007 nucleotides. It is a transcript of the gene Nf-YB, whose product is annotated as nuclear factor Y-box B. Gene Ontology annotation, cellular component: CCAAT-binding factor complex. Lineage: Eukaryota; Metazoa; Arthropoda; Insecta; Hymenoptera; Encyrtidae. The record is from RefSeq and is a predicted model, not a curated record. Gene Ontology annotation, biological process: regulation of transcription by RNA polymerase II. Gene Ontology annotation, molecular function: protein heterodimerization activity; DNA-binding transcription activator activity, RNA polymerase II-specific; RNA polymerase II cis-regulatory region sequence-specific DNA binding.